Molecule: messenger RNA, 1826 nt
Organism: Scatophagus argus
Lineage: Eukaryota; Metazoa; Chordata; Actinopteri; Scatophagidae
Gene: phax
Product: phosphorylated adaptor for RNA export
Exons: 2
Coding region: 183-1400 (405 amino acids)
Biological process (GO): snRNA export from nucleus
Cellular component (GO): nucleus
Source: RefSeq, a predicted model, not a curated record
UGGAGGGCGGAAGUCUGGCUUUAGCUUAGCGCGAAUUUUCUUCCAUAGGUCUCAAGCAAGUUGUGCCUAUUGACACUCUCAUUACGAUAGUUCAUAGUAAGCUUCGUAGCCAAGUAAAGCUAAAAUAAUAUUCCAUGCAGGACAGAAUAUUGGCAUCUGUGUCCUAUAUCUGAAGACAAGAAAUGGCGGAUGGUGGAGCUCUAAUGGACGGAGACCUGGAAGAUGGAGAAAUCUCCAGCUCAGAUACUGAGAUGGGAACCGCAGCAGCAGCACACACUCAAUCACAGGCUCUUCCAGCUUUUAGCGACCAGUCCUUCCACAACAGAGCCGCUGCCCAGACCUCUGCUACCGCCUACCGCAGCGCUGCCAGGACGGUGGACUCCAGCGACAGUGAGUCGUCUGACGAGGAGGCGGCUGUUUGGCGGCGGAAGCGCCAGAAAGUGUCUAACGCUCCCCAGCCGCCGGCCUGCAACACCCGGCUAGGGCCGACUCCCACACCCGCUUUCAGCGCACCGGGAGGCCGCAAAGUGAACAAUAUCUGGGGCUCUGUUGUCCAGGAGCAGUGCCAGGAUGCCGUAGCUGCAGAGCUGGGCGUAUUUGGUAUGGAGGGUGAAGUUAGCAUGUCCAGUAGAAAUGUGGAGACUUAUAACUAUGUACUGGCUCGUAAGAUAAUGGAGAAGGAGAGAGAGAUGGAGAACCAGAAGGAUAAAGGCGAAGUGAGCAUGCUGGAUGCCGAGCUGGAGGAAUACAUGAAGGAGAGAGACAGUGAGGAGAGGGCAGGGGGUGAUGCAAAGAGGAAGAGGUCAGUGAGAGAGAGACUUGGCCCCAGAGCGGAGAUGGAUAUCAAGGGCCGGUAUGAGAUCACAGAGGACGAUCCUGAGGAUAAGGUGGCAGACGAGAUAGCACACAGGCUGCAAGAGCCUAAAAAAGACCUGAUAGUGCGCAUUGUUGAAGUCAUUGGGAAGAAAAAAGCCAUAGAAUUACUCGGAGAGACUGUUACACUAGAGGAGACUGGCGGCGUGUACACAAUAGACGGCAGCAGGCGACGAACACCUGGCGGUGUGUAUAUCAACCUGCUGAAGAACACACCCAGCAUCACCAAGGCUCAGGUCAGGAAAAUAUUCUCAGAGGAACAACAGAAGGAGUACAAGAUCAAGAAGACUGCCCAGAAGAGGAGGCGGCACUUGUUGGCCAAGAGGAUGAAGCAGGCCAUUGGCACGCUGAACCUGCAGGAGCACGAUGAUGUCUCCAGAGAGACUUUUGCCAGUGAUACCAAUGAGGCCUUGGAGUCACUGGAGGAGGCUGCAGAAGAAGAAGAAGAGGAGACUCAGGAGGAAGCUGCUGUGGGCAUUGAGGAGACAGCAGUGGUAUACAACUCUGCAGACCUCGAGGUCUUCUGAGGGCUGUUGAACUCCGGGAGGUUUGACCUGGACAGGACAUUUUGUAUUGAAAUUAAAACAAAAGGCUUAAGACACUGUAUAAAUACUGUCUCUACUGAGUACAGGAUCACGCCCAAGUGUGCUUUUUGAAUUUGUGUUUUGUUUUUUGUUUUUUACCUUAAAGGUUAAAAAGGAGAACUUAUGUUAACUAAUAUGCUGUUUUUGUUGUAGACUUCAAUCAUAAUGAUCAAAAAACUUAAGCAAGUUGUUGCAACUUAUUGGAGUAACAGUGAAACACUCUUGUUGAUUUUAAAAUACAGUAACUUUGUUUUCUUAUAAUUUUCAUUAUAAGAUAAUGAGGUCUUGAUUUAUUAAUUUAAUUUGUGUGACUGUAUCUGCAAUAUAAAUAAAGUUGAAAUUACAUGCAAUAAAAUAACUUACUGUAAA